CGAGAGCAGCUUCCGGCGUCGCUGGUGUAGGUGGGUGAAGAAGGAGCGGGCCCUCGCCGCCCUGUCUUAGUUCCUCGCGCUCUCUCGGGCAACAUGGCGGGUGUGGAGGAGGCAGCGUCCUGCGGGAGCCACCUGAAUGGCGACCUGGAUCCAGACGACAGGGAGGAGGGAGCUGCCUCUACUGCUGAGGAGGCGGCCAAGAAAAAAAGACGGAAGAAGAAGAAGAGUAAAGGAGCUGCCACAGCAGAGCAACAGGAGCCUGAUAAAGAAUCAGGAGCCUCGGUUGAUGAGGUAGCAAGACAGUUGGAAAGACAAGCAUUGGAAGAGAAAGAAAGAGUUGAUGACGAUGAAGAUGGAGAUGGUGAUGGAGAUGGAGCAACUGGAAAGAAGAAGAAAAAGAAGAAGAAGAAGAGAGGACCAAAAGUUCAAACAGACCCUCCCUCAGUUCCAAUAUGUGACCUGUAUCCUAAUGGUGUAUUUCCCAAAGGACAAGAAUGCGAGUACCCACCCACACAAGAUGGGCGAACAGCUGCUUGGAGAACUACAAGUGAAGAAAAGAAAGCACUAGAUCAAGCUAGUGAAGAGAUUUGGAACGAUUUUCGAGAAGCUGCAGAAGCACAUCGACAAGUUAGAAAAUAUGUCAUGAGCUGGAUCAAGCCUGGGAUGACAAUGAUAGAAAUCUGUGAAAAGUUGGAAGACUGUUCACGGAAGUUAAUAAAAGAGAAUGGAUUAAAUGCAGGCCUGGCAUUUCCUACUGGGUGUUCUCUGAAUAACUGUGCUGCCCAUUAUACUCCCAAUGCUGGUGACACAACAGUAUUACAGUAUGAUGACAUCUGUAAGAUAGACUUUGGAACACAUAUAAGUGGUAGGAUUAUUGACUGCGCUUUUACUGUCACUUUUAAUCCCAAAUAUGAUACAUUAUUAAAAGCUGUAAAAGAUGCCACUAACACUGGAAUAAAGUGUGCUGGCAUCGAUGUCCGUCUAUGUGAUGUUGGUGAGGCCAUCCAAGAAGUUAUGGAAUCCUACGAAGUUGAAAUAGAUGGGAAGACAUAUCAAGUGAAACCAAUCCGUAAUCUAAAUGGCCAUUCAAUUGGGCCAUAUAGAAUACAUGCUGGGAAAACAGUGCCCAUUGUGAAAGGAGGAGAGGCAACAAGAAUGGAGGAAGGAGAAGUAUAUGCCAUUGAAACCUUUGGUAGCACAGGAAAAGGCGUGGUUCAUGAUGAUAUGGAAUGUUCACAUUACAUGAAAAAUUUUGAUGUUGGACACGUGCCAAUAAGGCUUCCAAGAACAAAACACUUGUUAAAUGUCAUCAAUGAAAACUUUGGCACCCUUGCCUUCUGCCGCAGAUGGCUGGAUCGUUUGGGAGAAAGUAAAUAUUUGAUGGCUCUGAAGAAUCUGUGUGACUUGGGUAUUGUAGAUCCAUAUCCACCAUUAUGUGACAUUAAAGGAUCAUAUACAGCGCAGUUUGAACAUACCAUACUUUUGCGUCCAACAUGUAAAGAAGUUGUCAGCAGAGGAGAUGACUAUUAAACUUAGUCCAGAGCCACCGCAACACCUUUUAUUUUCUAAGCUUUGUUGGAAUACAUUAUACCAGAAUUUGCAACGUGUUGUCUGUUUAACAGUGGACGUAUGUCAUACUUUUAUCCAUGUUUAAAAAGGAAGGAAUUUGAUAAAAGGCAAACCAUUUAAUGUAAUUAACCAAGGAAAAAGCUUUCAGGACUUUGAAAUGUUAACUGUUUUCCUUCUGUCUAGGAAAUGCUAUAAAGCUCCAAUUAAUUAGGAAUGACCUAACACAUUUUGUUUCAAACACCUAAGAGAUGCUUUUCAGAUAUUUAUAUUGCCAUAUUCUUAAUUGAAUGCUUUGAAUGACUACAUCCAGUUCUGCACCUAUACCCUCUGGUAUUGCUUUUUAACCUUCCUGGAAUCCAUUUUCUAAAAAAUAAAGACGUUUUCAGAUCUGA
This is a messenger RNA of Mesoplodon densirostris (Blainville's beaked whale), 1961 nucleotides long. RefSeq names its product methionyl aminopeptidase 2 (gene METAP2). The transcript is spliced from 11 exons. Gene Ontology annotation, molecular function: metalloaminopeptidase activity. Gene Ontology annotation, biological process: proteolysis. Bases 94 to 1530 code for a protein of 478 amino acids. NCBI's taxonomy places the organism in Eukaryota, Metazoa, Chordata, Mammalia, Artiodactyla, Ziphiidae. The record is from RefSeq and is a predicted model, not a curated record.